Zea mays is the source of this 1673-nucleotide messenger RNA. RefSeq lists its product as uncharacterized. Bases 928 to 1389 code for a protein of 153 amino acids. The transcript is spliced from 2 exons. The record is from RefSeq and is a predicted model, not a curated record. NCBI's taxonomy places the organism in Eukaryota, Viridiplantae, Streptophyta, Magnoliopsida, Poales, Poaceae.
UCAAACACUUUAUUAAUAGAGUUGAGAGUAUCUCCUUCUCCACUAGCAAAAAUAUUCCUUCCCAAACCCGGUUGUACCUGUACGGCUGUACCACUACCAGUAGCACCAGAGCCAUCGACCCAACCGCCUUUUUUGUAAUUUGGACCUUUUCAGCUUUUAUUUUCACAAAUAUGUCUUUUACGGUUUCAAUUUAGAAAAUGGACCCUUAGGUCGACACGGUCACUAUUGGCACCGACCCAACACGUGUCGUCGCCAAAGAAAUUGGCGAGGCGUUGAUCUGACGUGGCGUGGCCUUAGGUCGACGCCAUGGAUCUUGGUGCCAACCUAGACGCCAUUGAUCUUGGUGCCUACAUAAGGGCCCAUGUUGACGUGGUCGUGGGGUCGACGCCAUAGAUCUUGGCGCCGACCCCUAUAUACUAGUUACCCCGUCGUCUUCUCAGUCUCUACCCCUAUUAACCAGACAUAACAAAAGAGGAAAAAAUAGGAGGAAAAUUACCUUGUCAUAGAGGAACAAUGGUUCCAAGUUGUUGAUUUAGGUUGAUGUUUAUCGUUUGGAAAAAGAGAAAUGAGUAGAAAGAACUGACGAUUGAAGUGGGGUAUUUAUAGCCCCGUAGGUCGACGCUAAGAUCCAUGACGACUACCUCGACGUCAAGAGUGAUGGCGCCUACUUGCUGCCACAUCAGCUCCAUGUUAGCCUCAAUGAUUACAUCUAGUUGCCAAAAUAAUUGGCGACGACACGUAGCUUGACGUCAAUAAUGAUGGUGCCAACCUAAGAGCAUUUCCUGAAUUGAAACUGAAAAAUAUGUAUUUGUGAAAAUAAAACUCUAAAAUGACUAAAUUGAAAGAAAAAAAAAAGGCCGACUCGGCGACUACCCCUACGCUGCUACGCCCCUACCUCUUCGGCUCUUCGCCAAGGGUUGAAGCAACAUGAAUCCGCCGCACCCAGAGCCGGGCCUUCCCCGCCGCCACCACCACAUGGUCCACCUCCACCUCGACCCGCGCCACCACCACCACGUCCACAUCCACCUCCGCUGCUGCCAUCAUCACCACCACGGCACCCACCUGCUCGCUCCUGCGCCGCCGGCCCGCCUCAACGACAACCAGCAGCGGCACCCGGCUCCCGUACUCUUCCCCAACACCUACCCGAACCCAAGCGCGGCGCCUGGGCAGCCAGAGCCGCCCCGCGCCGCCGUAAGGGAGGACGUGGAGGAUUUGGAUCCCGAGCCGGGGCUGCUGCACGCGGAGGAGGAGGAGGAGGAAGACGAGGAGCCGGUGUUCGUACUUACGGACGAGUGGGCGGAGUUCUUCGCCAAAUCCGAGGCCAAGAGAAGACUGGGUAAUCGAUCACCACUUGCUGCUAAACAGCAGAAGAAGAAGAGCCGGAAGUGAUCUGAUGUGUCUGGGCCAUCAUCAGACAGUCUGGCCAGAGUCUGGAGCUCGGGAAGAGAACGGACGAAUAGCUUGUCAACAUAUACGCAUCGCUUUGCCAGGAGUUCAUUAUGUUUUUUUUUUACUUUAUACAGAGAGUUACGAGUUCACAUGAUCUAAACACUGUAACCUUUUGAGUUCACAUCAUCUGAAAUCUGUGCUGUAUCUAUUCGGACUUGGAGAAGGAAAACGAAAACAGUACUAUGACAGUCGACAAGGUUAUAAAGUUAUGAUCUUCUCACUCA